AUUCACCCAUUCUGAUAAUCUGAUUCGUUUCGUUUCGUAGGACCCAAAACUCGCGACGGGUUGUUUCGUUUCCUUCGCCGACUUCCCCGGAGGCGUCGCCUGCUGCCUGCAGAAUCAAUGCCCCUUCCCUCGCGGAAUCGAUCUCCGGAACGUUUCUUCAAGUGGAUCGUGGUGGUCGGAAGUUCGUUUCCCUUAUUUUGUUCUGGCGAUGAAAAGAUUGAUCUUUGAAUGGUCGCAAGACGAAAUUCUAGCGGUGGUUUGGUCGUAGCGGUUUGGUUGGAUUGAUGGUUGCAUGGGCUCUUGGUAAGCUUUAUUUGGAGUUUGUGUCGGCAUGGGAGUCGAUUACUACAACGUACUGGAGGUUGGUAGGAGCGCCAGCGAUGAGGAACUCAAGAAAUCUUACCGGAAGCUGGCGAUUCGAUGGCACCCGGACAAGAACCCUAAUGAUAAGGCGGCCGCCGAGGCCAAGUUCAAAGAGAUUGCUGAAGCCUAUGAUGUGCUCAGCGAUUCAAAAAAACGGGCAAUAUAUGAUCAAUAUGGAGAAGAGGGCUUGAAUGCCUCUUGUGACUCACAAAAUGGAGCCUCUCAUGGAUCAAGUGGUUCUAGUACUUUCUGUUUCAAUCCUCGAGAUGCCGAGGACAUUUUUUCUGAUUUCUUUGGGAGCAAUCCUUUCGGUUUUGAGAACUUGAAUCAUUCAAAAUCAACAAGGUUUCAGACAGAUGGUAGCGGCACUUUUGGUGGCUUUGGUGGUUCUGCAAACACCUUCAAGCCUAAGACUGAGGGAGCUGCUACUAGUACUCGUUUAAGGAAAGCGCCUGCUGUAGAGCGAAAGCUAGCAUGCAAUCUUGAGGAACUCUAUACUGGUACAAAGAGGAAGAUGAAGAUCUCCAGAGAAGUCAGAACUCCUAAUGGGCAAACAGUAGCAGAACAUGAAAUACUGACAAUCGAAGUGAAGCCAGGGUGGAGAAAAGGCACAAAAGUAACAUUUCCAGAGAAAGGGAAUGAAGAACUGAACCAAAUUCCUGCAGACCUAGUCUUUAUUAUCGACGAGAAGCCUCAUGAAGUAUACAAGAGGGAGGGCAAUGAUCUUGUUGUUCAUCAAAAGAUCUCACUGGUCGAUGCACUAGCAGGGACUACAAUAAACCUCAUAACCCUUGAUGGGCGUGAUUUGGUGAUCGACAUGACUGAUGUUAUCAAACCUAACUAUGAAUUGGUGAUUGAAAAUGAAGGAAUGCCCAUUGCACGAGAACCUGGCAAGAAGGGGAAGCUGAUUAUCAAGUUCGAUGUGAAGUUUCCUUCCAGAUUGACACUAGAGCAGCGUGCAGGGAUUAGAAGCAUCUUUGGAUAAUCAAGGUGCAGAUUGCUCUACCUCAGUUACCUUGCCAUAUUAUCAUUAUCACUAUUGUUAUUUUAUUUUUCACUGCUAUUAUGAUUUAAGCGCCAUGAUGUCUAUAAAAAUUUUCAUUCUCAUGUUGCAUUUUGAAAUCUUUACUGAUGAGUUAUGAUCACCCAAUUGCUGUAAUUUUAUGAAUUCAUUAAAGUAUCAACAUGAGCA
This is a messenger RNA of Zingiber officinale, 1555 nucleotides long. Its product is annotated as dnaJ homolog subfamily B member 1-like. The record is from RefSeq and is a predicted model, not a curated record. NCBI's taxonomy places the organism in Eukaryota, Viridiplantae, Streptophyta, Magnoliopsida, Zingiberales, Zingiberaceae. The transcript is spliced from 4 exons. Bases 332 to 1348 code for a protein of 338 amino acids. Gene Ontology annotation, molecular function: protein-folding chaperone binding. Gene Ontology annotation, cellular component: cytosol.